AUGGUUCAAACCCUGGACAACCCUCCAUACGAACUGGAGAACCAGUUUAUAUUGCGUGUACCUUUGGAAUAUGCCGAUGCUGUAAAAAAGAUAGCACAUUCCAGAAAUAUCUCCACAAAAUCUAAACUAAGAAUUGACUUAACUCCAGGUAGAAAUUAUGCAGCAGUUGAGAUAGAAGAUGUCUCACUAGCUGCUAGACUGGUUAAUUUGCCUUGUAUUAUUGGAAGCUUCAAAACUUUAGAUAGAAAAACGUUUUAUAAAACAGCAGACAUUUCUCAGAUGCUUGUGUGCUCUGGUCAAGUUGAUAACCACUGUUCUUCGGAAAAAUCAGCUUCCUCUGAUGAUAUGAAGGCAAUCAGGAGAAAUGAAAAGGUGAAACCAAAACGUUCUGCCUGGAAGCAUGGCAUUGCUCCACCACUUAAGAAUGUCAGAAAGAGAAGGUUCCGAAAAAUAAAGAAAAAGGACUUGGAUUUAAAAGAUAUCGAAGAAUUGAGCUUAACUGAGUUCAUUGACUGUCCCGAAGUGGAAAAGGAAGUGAAAAGACUGCUGAGUUCAGAUGCUGAAGCUAUCAGAGCUCGAUGGAAAGUCAUUGGUGAAGAUAACGCUAUAGAAAUAGAAAGUCAAGGUUUUAUUAGAGGCUUUGGGAUAGCCCAAGGGAAAUGUGACUAUAGGAAGGACCAUAUCUCAUCAGAACGUGACAUCCUUCGGGAGAUGUUCAAUGGUUCUAACAGUGGCAGUGAUGAGGAGAUGGAGAUAGAGGAUGAAGAGGAUUAUGAUGAUUGCUAUAGUUAUGUGGAAGAGGAAGAAGAGGAAUAUGAUGAAGAUGAUGAAGAUGAGGAUGAUGAUUGUGAAGAUCUGGAAAGGGAUCUGCAGGCCAAGAUAAAUGAAUUUAAACGGUGUGGGGCAAAGGAAGGAUCCAGUUCAAUGGUUGUGCAAAUUCAGAAGCAGAUUCAUUAUCUGGAGUGCAAACUCCAAGAGAUUCAGAACAAAGAACAAAGACAAAAGCAUCUCAUUAUGAAAGUAGAAAGCCUGGUGCUCAAGACUCACUUACAAUCUGUGCUGAAACAGCUUCAGUGGGAGGAAGAACAAAAAACUGAGCAGAAAUAG
Messenger RNA from Sorex araneus (European shrew), 1107 nucleotides. RefSeq names its product TATA-box binding protein associated factor 7 like (gene TAF7L). The record is from RefSeq and is a predicted model, not a curated record. The transcript has 12 exons. Gene Ontology annotation, cellular component: transcription factor TFIID complex. Lineage: Eukaryota; Metazoa; Chordata; Mammalia; Eulipotyphla; Soricidae. Gene Ontology annotation, molecular function: RNA polymerase II general transcription initiation factor activity. The coding region runs from base 1 to 1107 and encodes 368 amino acids. Gene Ontology annotation, biological process: RNA polymerase II preinitiation complex assembly; transcription initiation at RNA polymerase II promoter.